AGGUAGGCGGGGUCUGUGGGGAGAUAGUGUUGGAUGUUUAGUGCAAGUGUCUAUCCGGGGCAGUAUGGCGAGAAUCGGGUGUCUAGUUCAUCUUAUGCCUGUGAUCCUGGUUGUCUCGGGACUGAUUCCCUUGGUGUCGCCGGUUUCCAUAAAGAAGGACAUGGAGGCGAGUGUAGAAACAUACAGUCACUAUUACAACUACCAGGAGCUGAGUGAGCGGCUGCAUAAAGUAGCCCAAAAAUACCCACAUCUCGCUCGCCUCUCCAGCAUUGGCCGUUCGGUGAGGGACCGGGAGCUAUGGGUGAUGAGACUUACUGCUGACCCCGACAUGGCUCCCCCUGAUCGACCUCAGGUUAAGUACGUGGGGAACAUGCACGGGGACGAGACAGUGUCCCGGCAGGUGCUAAUCUACCUCAUCCAGUACCUGUUGGGGCAGUAUGGGGUGGACCAGCGGAUCACCACACUUCUCAACACCACUGACAUCUACAUCAUGCCUAGCCUUAACCCAGAUGGCUUUGAAACUGCCAAAGAGGGGGACUGCACCGGGGAGCGUGGGGGCAGAGAGAACGCCAAACUGGUGGAUUUAAACCGCAGCUUCCCAGACCAGUUUUCUCCCAGGGAUAUGCCAGAUGGGAAUUUGGUACCAGAAGUCAACGCUAUGAUGCAGUGGAUCCUCAGUAACCGGUUUGUGCUUUCUGGAAAUCUUCAUGGGGGCUCCGUAGUUGCCAGCUAUCCUUAUGACGAUUCUGCCAAUCAUGAGACAUCUGGAAAGUACAGUAAAUCAACAGAUGACAAAGUGUUUCAAUACCUUGCCAGAGCCUAUGCUAGUAAUCACCCCAUAAUGAAGACUGGCCAUCCGGGGUGCCCAGGCGAGGCAAGUGAAGAGUUUGCAGAUGGAAUUACCAAUGGUGCCAAGUGGUAUGAUGUUAAAGGUGGGAUGCAGGAUUACAAUUACAUUUGGGGCAACUGCUUUGAAGUGACUUUUGAGCUGACAUGCUGCAAGUAUCCACCUGCGUCUCAACUUCCUGAAGAGUGGAAAAACAAUCGGGAGUCUUUGAUAAAGUUCAUUGAAAUGGUCCACAUAGGAGCAAAAGGAUUCGUAAGAGAUGGUGUUACGCUGAAAGGAAUUGAGAAUGCCAUGAUUUCCGUGGAAGGAAUUGAUCACAACAUCACAACUGGCAAAGUUGGAAACUUCCAAAGAUUGUUAGCUCCUGGAAAGUAUAACAUCACUGCUUCAGCAACUGGGUACCUACCACAGACUAGAUUGGACGUCCAAGUAAACGAUGGUCCUGCAACUUUGCUUGACUUCCCACUUAAUCCUACAGUCUCUGUUGCAUUGUCUGACAACGCAGAGAAAACUACUUCUGAACCUGAACCUGCCACCACGUCCUCCAUUAUUGAGGAAGCAGAAAGCAGUGCACCUCCCCUGCAACCCAUCCAACCUACUGAGUUCAGGCAUCACCACUACUCUGAUAUGGAAAUCUUUCUUCGGAAAUGCAACAAUGAUUACCCAAUAAUCACGCGCCUCUACUCCGUGGGCAAAUCUGUAGAAUCUAGGGAACUUUAUGUGAUGGAAAUUUCUGACAACCCCGGCAGACAUGAACCAGGCGAGCCGGAGUUCAAGUACAUUGGGAACAUGCAUGGUAAUGAGGUAGUUGGGCGAGAAUUACUGUUAAACCUUAUUGAGUACCUAUGCAAGAAUUAUGGAUCUGACCCAGAAGUCACACAAUUGGUCCAGAACACCAGGAUCCACAUAAUGCCUUCUAUGAACCCUGAUGGCUAUGAAAAGUCACGAGAAGGAGACCGUGAUAGUGUAGUCGGUAGAAACAACAGUAAUAAUUAUGACCUGAAUCGGAACUUCCCGGACCAGUUCUUCCAGAUAACAGACCCUCCGCAACUUGAGACUUUAGCAGUGAUGAGCUGGCUAAAAACCUAUCCGUUUGUUCUGUCUGCAAACCUUCAUGGAGGAUCCCUUGUGGUUAAUUAUCCUUAUGAUGACGAUGAGAAAGGCGUGUCCAUGUACAGUAAAUCCCCUGAUGAUGCAGUGUUCCAGCAACUUGCACUCUCAUAUUCCAAGGAAAAUAACAGAAUGUAUAAAGGUAGUCCCUGUAAGGACAUGUAUCCUGGUGAAAAUUUCCCACAUGGUAUCACUAAUGGUGCAAGUUGGUAUAACGUACCAGGGGGAAUGCAAGACUGGAAUUACCUUAACACAAAUUGUUUUGAAGUGACCAUUGAGCUUGGCUGUGUGAAGUAUCCUGUGGCUGCAGAAUUACCUUCCUAUUGGAAAAACAACCAUCGAUCAUUGCUGCAGUUUAUAAAACAGGUACAUAAAGGUGUCAAAGGAUUUGUGUUGGACGCUACAGAUGGAAGAGGCAUUUUAAAUGCCACGAUUAGUGUAGCUGACAUUGAUCACCCUGUCACAUCAGACAAGGAUGGGGAUUAUUGGAGAUUGCUGGUACCAGGAGAAUAUAAAAUCACAGCUUCUGCGAGAGGAUACAUCCCUAAGAGUAAAACUGUGAAUGUAACAGAAGACGAUGCUGUUUUGGUAAAUUUCACUCUCUUCCGGUCUGUCAUAUUAUCCGAUCUACACAAAGAAGAUAAGGGAAAAGUAUCUGUUGUAGAGCCUGAAAUUACCGACCCCAAUGUCAAGGAGUUUGAAACUCUAAUUAAAGAUCUGUCAGCUGAAAAUGGCCUUGAACACCUUUUGCUUUCCACUUCUGGUGAGAUUGAUCUGUACCGUUACAGACCUUAUGAGGAUCUGUCAGAGUUACUCCGUGGUCUGAACCUGAACUACCCUCAUAUUACUAAUCUGACUAGUUUGGGACAGAGUGUUGAAUUCCGACAAAUUUGGUCUCUAGAAAUCUCCAACAAGCCGAAUUGCUCAGAACCUGAAGAACCAAAGAUCAGAUUUGUUGCUGGAGUUCACGGAAAUGCUCCAGUUGGAACUGAACUUCUUUUGACAUUUGCAGAGUUUCUCUGUCUAAACUACAAGAAGAACAAUGCAAUCACUAAGCUUAUUGACAGAACAAGAAUUGUUAUUGUGCCUUUGGUGAAUCCUGAUGGACGCUACAGAGCAAAAGAGAAAGAAUGUUCUUCAACUGUAGGCCAAAACAAUGCCAAUGACAAGAAUCUGGAUUCUGACUUUAUAAGCAAUUCUUCUGGUUCUGCUGGAGAGAGGGAGAAAGAGACCAAUGCUAUCAUUGAUGGCCUGAUCCUGAAGCAGGAUUUCACCCUCUCCGUAGUUUUAGAUGGUGGUUCUGUAUUGGUUACUUACCCAUAUGAUUAUCCAGUACACACAAUUGAGAACAAAGACACGUUGAAACAUUUGGCCUCUGUUUAUGCGAAUAACCAUCCAACAAUACAUAUGGGACACCCAGGAUGCCCCAACAAGUCAGAUGAGAAUAUUCCUGGAGGGGUAAUCUGUGGAGCUGAGUGGAGAGGUCAUUCAGGCAGUAUGAAGGAUUUCAGUGUGACAUACGGCCAUUGUCCAGAAAUCACUGUCUACACAAGUUGCUGUUUGUUCCCCAGUGCCACACAGCUGCCUCUGCUCUGGGCUGAGAAUAAAAAGGCACUACUCAGUAUGCUUGUGGAGGUGCAUAAGGGCGUACAUGGAGUCGUGAAGGAUGAAAGUGGGAAUCCUGUUCCUAAAGCUACCGUUAUAGUAAAUGAUGGAGUAAAGGUGUACACCAAAGAGGGAGGGUAUUUUCAUGUUCUGCUGGUACCUGGAUUCCAUAAUAUUAAUGUAAUUGCAGAGGGUUAUCAGACGCAGCAUGCACAGGUUCUUGUUAGACAUGAUGCCGCCAGCCCUAUAGAAAUUAUCUUCAAUAUGGAUAACCGCAUCUUUGGACUGCCAAGGGAACUGGUUGUUACUGUUGCAGGAGCCACUAUGUCUGCCCUGUUGCUCACGGCUUGUAUCAUCUGGUGUGUGUGUUCUAUAAAGUCCAACAGACACAAAGAUGGUUUUCAUAGAUUACGGCAGCAGAAUGAUGAUUAUGAGGAUGAAAUUCGUUUGAUGUCCACUGGCUCUAAAAAAUCUCUUCUGAGCCAUGAAUUCCAGGAUGAAACCGACACAGAAGAAGAGACACUUUACACCAGCAAACAUUGAGAUCAAAGACGAAGCAACACUUAGAACUGGUUUAACCAGACAGGACAUCAACGCCCUUUGCACAGGGAGCACUCUAGAUCAGUUACGGCGGAUUCUUGCACAUAAACAAUUUGUCUUUCCUUGACCCUUUUGUGUUAAGUGCUCUUUAAUUUUAUUUUAUACUUUUGGAUGCUUAGAACCAAUUAAUGUACAGAACGACUUGAAGGUUCUAAGAGUGGAUUGACUUGUUGCCUCAUAUAACAUUUUCCUUUUUUAGCUGCCAUAAUGGACUCUUUAUGAUGAUCUGCUGCAAUAUGUGGCAGAGAUUUCCCUGAGCCUGCUUUCUUAUGUCUGGUUUGAUGUCUUUAUCAUGAGAUUAAUUAGUAUGCUGGGCUUCUCACUCAGUUUACCUUUGGGAUAAAGUUUUAAACAAUUA
This is a messenger RNA of Bombina bombina (fire-bellied toad), 4520 nucleotides long. It is a transcript of the gene CPD, whose product is annotated as carboxypeptidase D. Gene Ontology annotation, biological process: proteolysis. Bases 65 to 4105 code for a protein of 1346 amino acids. Gene Ontology annotation, molecular function: metallocarboxypeptidase activity; zinc ion binding. The transcript has 21 exons. Lineage: Eukaryota; Metazoa; Chordata; Amphibia; Anura; Bombinatoridae. The record is from RefSeq and is a predicted model, not a curated record.